CCGUCCGCUGCGUGUGCAAGUCAAUCGCAUCGCGAAAAUUCGUGGUUUCGUUGUAACUUCCUCGGAAAAUCUGCGUGUGAUCGACACCGUUUUCACAGCGGACUCUCGGACUUGCUGCUAAAGCGUUCCAGCAGCAGAGCAACAGCCAUGGACUCGACAGAAGUGGAAGUUCAGAGGCGGGCCCGUCUGGUCUCGAUGCGCGAUCUGGUUCCCGAGGACAGCAGUAGCGGAAGCAGCAGCGAAGACGAAGAGAGCAGCAGUAUGAUGAAGCACCAUCUCCAGCAGCAGCAGCAGCCCGACCACCACCAGGGGCCCUGCGAGAACUACAUGACGCACAACUGCGUCACCAUCAUUCCCGUCGAGUAUCCACGCUCCGACAGCUCGCCGCUCUCAGAGCAAGAGGUGUGCGUGUACCUCAUGAACAAGGUGUGCCUCUGCGUCGAGGUCAGCAACGUCCAGUUGGCAACGGCCCAUGAGAUCGUCGACAUCAUCGCGGAGGACGACACCGAGAUCAACUUCCCAGCACAAGUCAAGGACAUCUUUGCCCUCUGGGUGACCUCCCCGUUGCUCGAGCUGCAGCUCAAGCCAGAUCACAGACCGUACCUGAUCCGGGAGCGAUGGUCAGAAUACCUGAAGAAGUACACCUUUGCCACGAAGCAACAACUCGACUCUGAUGAACCAGUGCUGACACUGCAGAGAAAUGUAUUUCUCGAGAAAUCCAAAGAGAAAGAGAUCACAGACCUGAAGCUGCUGAAGAUGCUCUUUGCGGAAGCCAAGGGCAACGUCCUCGACGGGAGGUACCCCUGUGAGACCGAAGACUGCAUGGUGCUAGGUGCCAUUCAGGCACGGCUCGAACUUGGACCAUACGAUCCUCUCAAGCACACUCCAGAGUUCUUCAGAUCUCGAAUUCGAGACUUCCUGCCUGAGCACGCCUGCCGCUCUCACUGGUUCCUUCUUGGUUUGGGUGCCAAGAACGGCCCCGAGCGUCGUCUCUCUGAGCACUACAAGGCCAUUGCGAGCAACGUCAAGGAAAGUCGUCUGAUGCGCAAGUACCUGGAAUUCUGCUGGGCAUUCCCUUACUACGGGAGCGCCUUCUUCAGCGGUCAGGUGGAGAGGCCUGUGACGGGCAUAGCAUCGCUGAUGAACCACUACGACCUGCCCGUCCUCGUGGCCAUCAACCGUGACGGCGUUCACGUCAUGGACCCAAGCCAGCCAGUAGUGCUGCUCAGCCUGCCGUACAAGCAGCUGUCGUGGGACUACGCCUGCCCGACGCAGCCUGACAACCCUGACUGCCUGCCCUGCCUCUUCCUGCAGUUCCAACUACCCGGGCAGAAUGAGACGUCUGUACUUCAGAUCUUCUCGCGACAGGCCGUACUCAUGGACGCCUUGAUAUCCACGAUUGUCGAUGAAUUGAAGAAGCGAGCCUCUUGGAUUGAAUCUGAAGCCGACGCAACGACAGUGAACAGAGCAGAUGAUGAUAUUCAAGUGCCGCUGACAGUGAAGAAACUCAGGCAGGAGCAGGGACUGUCCGGACGCUUGCGCAAGCUUUCCAUUGCCAAAUUCAACAGCAGCGGUGACUACCUCAAUUCCAAGGGUUCUCUCGAGUUCAGAAGGGACGACCGCCCGAGAUGAUUGGGGUUCGAAAGGGAACUGCCUUGGUACUGAGGCAAUCUCGCUGCACGGAGGAGACAUCCGCGCCUGAGCACGCAUGUGUUUGCUACUGAGCGGGAUAAUUUACAUUGUACGCCGAAGCAUAGAGUCAGGUGUGCCAUCUUGCAGCUUACUCGUGCUCAAUCCAUGGCACAUUGCCGGGGUCCCUGCCACAGAACACUCUUCAGUAUUUUGUGGCCAUUUGAUAGAGGGACCGUAUGAGGGUGCUGUCACACAGCAGCGAUAGAAGUUUGAGUGGACUCGUUUAACAGUGAUCUAGUGCUCCCCCUCUCAGCACCGCAAUCCAAACGCACUGCACUUCUCCUUUACUGUGGAUUGCCUGCUGUUGAUGUACUUGUUCAUUCGUGAGAAGCUUAGGCAUUUAUAGAUCUGCUUUAACAUUCUACAUUACAGUGUAUCUACAUGCUGUAAUGUUAAACAUAGCUGCAGAAAUGGGCUGCUGCCAGUGUUGAAAACAGUGGCGUGUUAUCUAGCUCCUCACUUCAGACAGCCCUUGUAUAUGUUGUAAAGAAUGUACAAAAAGGUUCAAUGCGGCUUAGAAAACGCCCAAAGGUGGCUAUAGAUAGUCGUUGUGGCGACAGAUGCCACUUAGGUUGAGAAAACAGUACAUUUGAACGAUCUGCAAAUAGUUUUUGGCCACUGUUUCACGAGUUUGCUCGAGGUCGCAGCACACGGUGCAGGUCCUAGUGUAACAUAUUGUACCCACGGGACAAGACUAGAGGCGAGCUGCAAAAUGGCACGCCUGUCGUUACGGAAUAAUGUUGGCUAUGAAAAAGGCCUCAAACAUUUAUCGAACGAAGUGGUGAUAUAUGUAUAUUCCUGAGAACCACCUGUUCCGCACUGUAUCCCCCACCAACACCCAAAGAGGGCUUCUUUGCAAUGUCCUGAUACUUUUUCCAUUGUUACGCUGUCUUUCGUUUUUUAUACCGUGGCUUUGCCGAUAUAAAAUGGUGUAUCUGCAAGCCACAUCAGUAUUAUAUAGCAGGAAGCUUUGAUUCAUAUUUCAAUGCUUUUGUCGUGUUAACUCGGUCCUUGCAAUAGCCAAGAGAGGCAGAGAAGAUGUCUGACCGAUAAGACGGCCGCCACGCUUGCGCUUGCUACGUGUCGCGAGUACUACAUACAGAACAUUUUCCUAUUGUAUGCUGCCGCUUCCCGGCUCACCUCGCAUGCACUAUGUGUCGGUAACUAUUAUGUAAAUUACUAAAGAAUGGUGCACUUUUAUCAGAAUUUGUUUUAUGUUAUGUUCUUGCCACUUGCGCUUUAAGAUGUCUGUAUUCUAUAUAUGGAUAUGAUCUUGUUUCGAAAGAGAGAGUCAUCAUAUGCCUAGUGCGCCCUUUCAAUGCCGUGCACUUUGUAAUUUUGAGGUGAAAAACGACAACGUUCUUAGCCGGUGCUGUUUGUCAUUUCCACGGGGACUGUGGCUGACUGAAUGUUUUUUUUUUAAAUGCUAGCAGAAAGUAUUAAUUGACAUCUCUAACCAUGCAUUAUCCAACAGACUCUCUGUCAAUCAUCGCCCUCCCGCUUUCCCAAGUGGGUCGGUGCUAAUCAUUUUCUGGCAGUUAUGUUUGGUAAUCAAGAUACGCAUCGUAUAGCGUAGGAGUCUUCGUUUCAGAGUGCAUUGCAUUGACUCCUGAUCUGGUAAAACGGUCUGACAGAUUUCAGAGCUUAGCCUUUUAUCUGGAUACAUUUCACCAGGCCUUACAAGGAAUGGGAUUUAUCGCAAGAGCUGUGUCUAAUUUGUGGCCUGUUGUUUAAUGCCUAUAACUUAUAGUGAAGAUUAUGUUUUUCAGUGUUAAACAGUUUGGGCCUUCUGCGCUUGCUUUAAUUCCUCUUCAGAUACAGUGACCUAUAUAUAAAUAGCCUCUGCGUUAAUCCAGGUCGUGACGCACAGCAGCUGACAAAGUGCAUAUGUCUGAAGGCCACAGUCGAAGGUAAUACCUACAGUUGAACCCUGCUUAGACAUUCAUCACUUACAUGUUUCUUCAUGUUGAACGUUCUUGGUAUCCACUUCGAGCCACAAAUCUACAGACACCACUGUAUUAGAAUCCCCUUUUCACGUGUUGUUCCCACAACAUUUCUGCUUGCUUCAUACAUUGGGAACAGUUGUGCUGGAUGUGCUGAGGAGGUGCACCUGUAAGCAGACAUAUACGGAUCAUUUCUGUUUUUACACCUUUGCUGUCUGCUGUGGAGAGUAUUUCUCUGUCAAAUUUUGUUAGAGUUAAUGAUUUUGACAAGCGAUUCCGCCAGAGCAACGCCCUCGACAGCAGGCCGCUGUCGACUUGAAGGCAUAGAUUUCAGCUCACGCACUUGUGGUCCGUAUACCUUUGCUCACGGGUUUACGUGCCUUAGUGAGUUCUGCAGUCUGGAUUGCCGCAACGCCUUCAAAUGCUCGUAAAGGGACAGGUUCUGGUAUCGUUGUGAAACGAAUGCCACACUUCCAUGAAGGACUUUUUUAAGGCAUAAACUGGUGAUUCAACUCUUCGGAGGUAGGGCUGUGGGGAAUGUGUCCACUGUGUUAUUUUUCGUUAAUUUUACCCUCGACUUUACCCACAUGUUCUCGUCAUAUGUUUCUGAACUAUUGCACUUCUGUUUUUUCCAGAGUCUCGUGAACAACUUAUUCGUAUGAUGUUGUACUAUAGUUGAAAAAAGUAAAAUUUUGAAGCUUUUGUUUUUCAUGUGCAUUUAACUGCAGCCAGUUUGCUUACAGUGCUGCUAACAUUGCCUAAUAGUUUGCCAUCAUAUCCACAAGAAAUGUGUUUCGCUACACAAAGCAAACACUUCGUCAUCCACAGUAUUGAGCAUGCAUAAGUAUGUUUCAAAACAUUGAUGUUUCUAACUGCACCAUGUCCUCGUACACAUUUUCUUUUUUCUUCAAACGAUCAACAUUCAUGUUUGUACAUGUUUAUUCUCUCCCCACCAACAUAGACAAGACGAUACAACGUACAAGAAAAAAAAAGACUCCUGGCGCAUACACCGUCGGAACAUUUGUUUGGGCAACAAGCCAGAUGGCCGUGUAAAUAACAAUCGCGCCACUAGCACGAUGACACAGAUAUGUUCCCUUGUGGAAUGUCAUAUAUGUACAGUUUUUGUGACCGUUAUUGAAAUAAAAGAUACGGUGAAAUAUGCCAAAGAAAA
This is a messenger RNA of Rhipicephalus microplus (southern cattle tick), 4806 nucleotides long. Its product is annotated as FERM domain-containing protein 8 Bili. The record is from RefSeq and is a predicted model, not a curated record. Gene Ontology annotation, cellular component: plasma membrane; cytoskeleton. Gene Ontology annotation, biological process: negative regulation of canonical Wnt signaling pathway. Lineage: Eukaryota; Metazoa; Arthropoda; Arachnida; Ixodida; Ixodidae.